This is a messenger RNA of Carica papaya (papaya), 1594 nucleotides long. It is a transcript of the gene TTG1, whose product is annotated as Transducin/WD40 repeat-like superfamily protein. NCBI's taxonomy places the organism in Eukaryota, Viridiplantae, Streptophyta, Magnoliopsida, Brassicales, Caricaceae. The record is from RefSeq and is a predicted model, not a curated record. Gene Ontology annotation, molecular function: protein binding.
UUUCUGAUUAUCUUCCUGUCAAAGGCCCAAGAACUUCCAUGAACUUCCUACCAGUCAACUAAUUCCUUCUCCUUCAGCCAUCUCUUAUUUUGUUCUUCUUCUUCUUCCUUUUUUUUGUUAUUCUUCGUUUAUUUUCGUAUUGCAGAAAGGUUUAACUCACUACCCAUAAGGAUGGAGAACUCAACUCAAGAGUCCCACCUGGGAUCAGAUAACUGCAUCACAUACGAAUCCCCAUACCCUCUCUACGCCAUGUCCUUUUCUUCUAUCCACCAUCACCACCACCACCCGCAACGCAUUGCCGUCGGGAGUUUCAUUGAGGAUUUUACAAAUCGGGUCGACAUCCUCAUUUUCGACCCGGAAACAUUCUCAAUUAGAACACAACCCACUCUCUCCUUCGAGCAUCCGUACCCGCCUACCAAGCUGAUGUUCCACCCAAAUGCUCCCUCCUCGCUUCUUAAAUCCUCAUCCGAUCUGCUUGCGUCCUCUGGCGACUUUCUUCGGCUAUGGGAGAUCCGCGAUUCGUCGGUGGAACCCGUGUCUGUCCUCAACAACAGCAAAACAAGCGAGUUCUGCGCUCCGUUGACCUCCUUCGAUUGGAACGAGGUGGAGCCCCGGAGAAUCGGGACUUCGAGCAUCGACACCACCUGCACCAUCUGGGAUAUCGAGAAGGGCGCGGUGGAAACGCAGCUCAUAGCUCAUGAUAAGGAGGUGUACGACAUCGCUUGGGGCGAAGCCAGGGUCUUCGCCUCCGUAUCCGCCGAUGGGUCUGUCAGAAUUUUCGAUUUGAGAGACAAAGAGCAUUCCACCAUUAUCUACGAGAGCCCGCAACCUGAUACCCCUUUGCUUAGAUUGGCUUGGAACAAGCAGGAUUUGAGGUACAUGGCGACCAUUUUGAUGGACAGCAACAAAGUUGUGAUUCUGGAUAUUCGCUCCCCAACCAUGCCGGUAGCUGAGUUGGAGAGGCAUCACGCGAGUGUUAACGCUAUUGCUUGGGCUCCGCAGAGCUGCAGACACAUUUGCUCCGCUGGCGAUGACACGCAGGCGCUUAUUUGGGAGCUGCCGACGGUGGCUGGACCCAAUGGGAUCGACCCAAUGUCCAUGUACUCUUCUGGGUCCGAGAUUAACCAGCUGCAGUGGUCUGCAGCUCAGCCUGAUUGGAUCGCCAUUGCUUUUGCUAACAAGAUGCAGUUGUUGAAAGUUUAAGGUCCGAAUUUGUGUUAAUUAAAAUCGCACCUUGCUUGAUUGUAUUAGUAGUUAGAUGUUAGGUAGCCAGAUAAACAUGAUUGUAUAUCUAUCCGUUUUCUGUAGGAAAAGUAGAUCUGUACUGGGAGUUGCUUGCAGUUAAGGUCUCCCUGUGCUGGCCUGCUCAAAGUCUCAAUUGAAUUUCUUGUCAGCAUACUAGAAUUAGUGUUUACUGAGUUAAGAUAUAUAGCUUGCGAAUGAGUUUUAUGGUCUUAUAUAUGUUCUCUAAUGGAGUUUUUAGCCAAAAUCAGGUUGUGCAAAACAAGGGAUGCAACUUUUUGUUUCUGUUGUUUUAUGAUUGAGUUAGAAUAUCUCAAUUCUCAUGGCUUAGUAAGUGAACAAAUAUUUCUUA